Funneliformis caledonium is the source of this 7830-nucleotide messenger RNA. The record is from the annotation of a GenBank genome assembly. NCBI's taxonomy places the organism in Eukaryota, Fungi, Glomeromycota, Glomeromycetes, Glomerales, Glomeraceae.
AUGGACGAAGAUUCAGUAGAGGUUGUUGAUAUCGGCUUGGCUGAUCUUUCUUGGGCGGAAUUUAUAAAGUCUCGUGCUUUAUACAGUUUAACAAAUUCCAGCACAACAUUUCGCCUUGAGUUUUUGAACCAUUCUUUAUUACCUCGAAUUAAGGCUGAAAAACUAUCAGAUAAAACACUUGGAAGCCUACUUUACCUAAUUUUCCUUACUUAUUCGAGAUAUAAUGAUAGACCUUCGCGUUUUGCAAUGAUUAAUGUUUUAAAAGAGCUUAAUAAUUGGAACUCGGACCAAUUCUUAAGGUCUUUUGUUCCAUUGGUCAUAAAGGAAACUGAUAGACUGAAUCAAAAGAGUCCCGAUGGUACCACUUAUACGACACCCUCUUCUAAUCGAUUUGUUCUUCUCACGUGGGUCAAUUUAUUGAUCUCGUUUGCUAUAUCAAAAAAAUCUCCGGAAGAUUCUCCUUAUUGGAAGAACUUAGUAGACGCUCAGGCAAUCUUGCUGCAUUCAUUAAUCAGCGAAAAUGAGAAAAGAAAAAAUAUAAAACGUAGUGCAUUGUUCGACGUUAGGCGAUCCAUUCGCAAGAGUCCAUUUGAUAUUCCCUCAUACAUUUCUUAUUUAAUUUCUAAUGCGAAAGCAUGUAACCCUAUUUAUAAGAAUGCUGUUUUACUAGGAACCGUUAUUGAUUGCUCUUUGAAACUCAGAAAGAGCGUCGGUAAAUCUUACGUCGAGAAUGCAAAGGACGACAUAAUACAAUAUUAUAUCACGGCUAUUGCUUCUUCGAAGACCCCAGUACCAAAGAUUUCCGCGGAUGCAUUACAUGACUUCAUGAACGUUGUAGUCACUGAAGAGGAUUUUCGGACUAAACUAACACCGAUUUUAGAGAAACAGCUUCUGAGGGCGCCAGAAAUCGUAAUACAAAUGGAUGCCGCGGAAUUGUUAAAUAUUUUAUUUGAAAAAAGUUUGAAUGAGGAUGUGGUUAUAGAGAUUGUUAAUUAUAUCAUACAAACACUAACAGGAGGAAAGAUGUCUAACCCAGAGCAUCGUAUUAUCUUAUUACAAACUCUCGCUCAUGUUCACCAAUCACCUAUUGUUGUCAAAACCGUAAUUAAUGGACUUUUUCCUAUCGUUUCAAAAGAGAGUAAUGAAACUUCUUUAGCUAUAGCUAAAGCGAUCGACACUUUGGGAUUACAUGUUGGAUUAUUACUAAGAUCUGCGCAAGAUAUUUCAUUUGUAGAAAAGAUCAUUAAGGUUAUCGUAGAUGGAUUGUUUAGUACAAAGGCUGGCGUGAGGAAAGCUUGGGCGAUUAUAAUUGGUCGAAUGGUUUGGGAAGAAACCAAUUCCCCUUCCACUUCAUUGAAAAAUGCUACGCAAAAGUUUCUCAACCCACUUAUAUCAACAUUGGAAAAGAUCCAAUCAAACCCUCUCGUUUUCACAGGAGAUGAUUUAAUCGGCGCAAAAAAACUUAUGCAAAAUGUUUUAGUAACUGCACUUAAGCCUUCUUUUUUAUUUUGGGAUAAAGUCUACUCCAAAUUGAGUACUUAUGAAGAAGGAUUUUGGUUUAUUCGUGCUCUUGAAGGAGUUUUGCUUGAUAAAAAUGAAGCUUUGGUGUUUUUAUCUACGGCGUUUAUUUAUAUGAUAACGGCGUUUUCUAAUCAUCAAAUACGUCAUGAAACGUAUGAUACUCUGAAAAGGUGUAUUCAAGGUAACAUUGAACCCGUAGGAGAAAUUUUCCGUAAAGGAUUGACACAAUGGGUUUUAAAUCUUGAGAAAAACGUUAAAGAUUCUACAGCGAUAUUGGCGUCUGGAUUUGCUCAUUCUGACCCUAUUGUAAAUGCGUACCGACUUUCACAAGUGCUCACGGCUAUUACUACUUUUUCUAAAGAGGAGAAUAAACAUGAAGUUGAAUCCUCACUUGUCGAAUUGAUUGUUCUGGCUCACCAUCCAUUGAUUGUAUCACCUAAUAAUAAAUAUAAUUGGAUCUCGUUAGUUCAAAGAGCUCAACUUGAUCCUGGAAAGUUAGUCGAAAAUUAUUCAGGUCGCCUCCGACAAAUAAUUCAAGAUAAAAUUGAGAUUGGUUAUGAAUCGAAAUAUUUCUAUAAAGCUGCAAUAUCGGCGAUUGCCACUAUUACUUUUAUUUCUCCAGAAACAAUAAUACCCUUAUUUUUGACACAAUGUCACAGAAAUUUGGAUGCCUCAUUAUUUGAGAAUAUAGGUAAAAAGGAGAUUGAGAUUUGGAAAACUGAAGAAGGAACUUUAUUCAUUGAUGUUCUCAAACGUAGUAAGAAGGUUAUUGUAGAGAAUCGUAAUCGAAAAGAUUAUAAAACGGAAAAGUGGGAACGUGAAUUACGCGAAUCGAUUGCCAAAAAGAAGGGAACCACUAAACUUACAAAGGAGGAACAAGCCGCAGUAGACGCACAAUUAGCAAAAGAAUCCGAAAUACGUAAAAAUGUGGAACAAGUUCGUUUAACGUUAAUAAGAGGUCUAGAUAUCGUGGAUGCAUUAGUCGAAAGCAAUUCUGAAGCUAUAGAACAACAUAUUGUGGAAUUUAUGAGACUUUUGAAUAUUAUCGUGCAAAAAAGUGGUCCUUUAGUUGGUGAUAAAGCUGUCAACACGUAUUUGCGAAUUAAUAAGUGUACAUCAGAAAAAAUUGAAAGUAUUCGUGAUUUCAUCGGUUUAGCGACUCUUCGUGCUAUGGAUGUUCAAGAAGUUCCUGAGAGAUGGUUACAAGAACCGUUAGGUCACCUUGUUACGCGUGUUCUUUAUCGUCUGAGGUUUAUAAGUGAUCGUUCGUUAUUACCCCCUUCAUCGUUCGCAUAUUGCUUUCCACUUAUUCAUCAAGUCAUUAAUAAAGGUGGCAUUGGGUACGAAAGCAAAGAAGAAAGGGAUGUUGAAUUAUUAAUGGAGCAAAUUGCGCUUGGGUUAGAUGUUUUAUCUUUCCAUUCAGCAAUAGGUUCUUCACCUUUAUUGCCUCGAACAGAAAUGAUUCAAGUUCUUUUACAAAUUAUUAAAGAACAUCCUAAAUUGAAUAAAAUAGCAAGAACAGCUUUAGUAAAUUUAUGUGAAGCCAUUGGGGAAACUGCGGAAAGAAAGGAAAUAGAAACAAUACUUAAUGGACUAUUAUCUUCAGAGUCAUUUGUUCGUUAUGCCUGUUUACAAGCAUUGAAUUAUUUGGAUCUGACUGAAAUUGAUUUUUCUUGCGAAUUAUGGGUUUCGUGUUUUGAUGAGGAUGAAAAUAAUUCAAAGUUGGCCUUAAUUUUAUGGGAAGACAAUGGAAUGGAUGUUGACCCAAAUUAUGCAUUGGAGCUAUUACCUUUAUUGAUUCAGGAUGAAAAAUAUGUUCAAGUAACCGCUUCUAAAGCAAUAGGUAAAGCUGCGGCAUAUUUUCCAAAUUCAAUUACAGAAACAUUAAAUUUAAUUUACAAUCUUUACAAAGAAAAGGCCAUUCCAAUAAAGCCAGAAUAUGAUGAAUUUGCUAUGGUUAGACCAGAAUCUUUGAAUAAGAAAGAUCCUUGGGAAGCUCGUGUUGGAGUGGCGCUUGUUCUUGGCGCUCUCGCACCAAAUAUGAAACCAUCAGACUUAAUUCAGUUAUUUGAAUUCCUCAUCAAUUGUGAGGCUGUUGGUGAUAUUAAUGCACAAGUUCGACAAAGGAUGUUAGAGGCUGGACUAGCCGUUAUUGAUGCACAUGGAGCUAAAAAUGUUACGUUGUUAAUGCCAGUUUUAGAAAAUUAUUUAGACAAACCUGAUUCUCCUUCUGAAACACAUGAUCGCAUACGCGAAUCUGUUGUUAUUUGGUUUGGAGCUUUAGCUCGACAUUUAAAUCCUACCGAUACUAGGAUUCCAGUUGUAAUAUCUAAACUUCUUGAGACAUUAAAAACUCCUUCUGAAGCUGUUCAAACUGCAGUCGGCGAAUGUUUACCACCACUUAUUAAAUCAAUGAAAGAAAAUGCACCCAACUUAAUCAAGGGACUGCUGGAUCAGUUAUUCCAUUCUGAAAAAUAUGCCGAACGAAGAGGUGCUGCGUUUGGUUUAGCUGGCGUUGUUAAAGGCACGGGCAUUUCGGCUUUAAAAGAUUGUAAUGUUAUGACAUCAUUAAAAGAGGGUGUUGAUAACAAAAAAGACUAUAAAAGUCGACAGGGUGCACUUUUUGCUUUCGAAACAUUAUCACAAGCUUUGGGACGCCUUUUUGAGCCUUAUAUUAUUCAGAUACUUCCAUUGCUUUUAGUUUGUUUUGGGGACUCACAUCCUGAAGUUCGAGAAGCAACUUCGGAUGCUUCACGAGUAAUAAUGAGCAAGAUUAGUGGACAUUGUGUCAAACUUAUUCUUCCUUCAUUAUUAGCAGGACUUGAUGAUCGGCAAUGGCGAACAAAGAAGGGUUCGGUUGAAUUAUUGGGUGCGAUGGCUUUCUGUGCUCCCAAACAACUUUCUAUUUCUCUUCCUACAAUUGUUCCGCGGCUGACGAAUGUACUUACAGAUUCACAUACAAGUGUCCAGUCUGCUGCUAAUGAAGCAUUGUUACAUUUCGGGGAAGUUAUUAAUAACCCUGAAAUUCAAGCCUUGGUACCAAUCUUACUUAAAGGUCUUAGUGACCCCGAUAAGCAUACUAAUGCCGCAUUAAAUUCGUUGUUAGAAACUGCUUUUGUACAUUAUAUUGAUGCGCCAUCACUAGCAUUGGUGAUGCCAAUACUUGAGCGUGGAUUAAGGGAGCGAGGAACAGAGAUCAAAAAAAAGUCUUCGCAAAUAGUUGGUAAUAUGGCAUCUCUUACGGAUGUAAGAGACCUUGUCCCGUAUUUACCUAGACUAUUGCCUGGACUCAAAGAAGUACUAGUUGAUCCUGUACCAGAUGCUCGUGCUACUGCCGCAAAAGCACUCGGUACUAUGGUUGAAAAACUUGGUGAAGACAAAUUUCCUAACCUUGUCAAUGAACUUGUACACACUCUUAAGUCCGAUACAAGUGGUGUCGAUCGACAGGGUGCUGCUCAAGGUCUUAGUGAAGUAUUGGCAGGAUUAGGACUUGAAAGACUUGAUGGACUUUUACCAGAAAUCGUUAAUAAUACAAAUAGUUCAAAAUCUUACGUUCGAGAAGGAUUCAUUUCGUUGCUUAUAUAUCUUCCCGCUACAUUUGGUCUUCGAUUUCAGCCUUACCUUGGUCGAAUUAUUCCACCAAUUUUGUCUGGUCUUGCGGAUGAAUCUGAAUACGUACGUGAUGCUUCACUUCGAGCAGGUCAAAUGAUUGUGGCAAAUUAUGCAACGAAAGCUGUGGAUCUUUUACUUCCUGAAUUGGAGAUAGGAUUAUUUGAUGAUAAUUGGAGAAUUAGGCAAAGUUCUGUCCAACUUAUGGGAGAUCUACUGUACAGAAUUACAGGCAUCAGUGCCAGUAGAAAGGCCUUACUUCAAGUUCUUGGGAAGGAAAGACGUGAUCGUGUUUUGGCUGCUCUUUAUAUUGUAAGACAAGAUGUUUCCGGUAUUGUUCGUCAGGCAUCAAUUCAUGUAUGGAAAGUUAUUGUAUCAAACACUCCUCGUACCGUUAAAGACAUACUUCCAAUUAUGAUGGGGAUGAUUAUUCGUAGUCUUGCAAGCCCUAGUUAUGAACGACGUCAAGUAGCUGGUCGAACACUUGGAGAACUUGUUCGCAAAUUAGGUGAAAGUGUUUUGUCUGAAAUCGUACCAAUUCUUAAAGAGGGCCUAGAAUCUCAAGAAUCAGACAUGAGACAGGGUGUUUGUAUUGGUUUAAGCGAAGUAAUGAGUACGGCAGGGAAAGUUCAAGUCAUUGAUUAUGUUGACUCAAUUAUUCCUGCUGUUAGAAAAGCUUUGGUUGAUGAAUCAAGUGAUGUACGUGAGGCGGCUGCUCAAGCCUUUGAUACUCUUCAGCAACAUGUAGGAGAUAAGGCAAUUGACGAAAUCCUUCCAACACUUCUUAAUUCUUUACAAUCUGGAGAUGAUUCUGUAUACGCUCUAGAGGCUUUGAAAGAGAUCAUGGCUGUACGUGCUAACUUAGUUUUUCCAGUUCUUAUACCUACUCUUAUACAAACACCAAUUACUACGUUUAAUGCUCGAGCUCUUGCGUCAUUGGUAACGGUAGCCGGUCCUGCUCUUAACAAACGUUUAACACAAAUAUUAAGCGCACUUAUUGUAUCUUUGGGUACGGAAACUGAUGAAAAUGCCAUAUUAGAGUUGCAAGAAACAGAAAAAGCAUUGAUACUUUCUAUCGAUAAUGCCGAAGGUCUUCAGACUUUAAUGACAAUGCUUUUUGAGGCAGUAAAAAGUGAUGACCCUUCCCACCGAGCUGGCGCUUGUGAUAUUGUUACAAUCUUUUGUAAUGAAAGUAAAGUUGACUAUUCGAGAUAUGUAACUGAAUGGAUACGUGUACUAGUUUUACUUCUGGAUGAUCGACAGAAAAAUGUAGUAAAGGCAGCAUGGAACGCUUUAGCAGCUGUUAUCAAACCUUUAAAGAAAGAUGAAUUAGAGCAAAUAGUUAUACCUGUUCGUCGCGCGGUUAAAAGUGUUGGUGUACCUGAUGUGGACCUACCAGGCUUUUGUUUACCAAAGGGUAUUAGUCCUAUUCUUCCGAUAUUUUUACAAGGUUUAAUGUAUGGUACUGCCGAAAUUCGCGAACAAUCCGCUUUGGGUAUUGGAGACCUUAUCCAGAGAACUUCGGCUGAAGCACUUCGGUCAUUUGUUACACAAAUCACCGGCCCUCUUAUUCGUAUAAUCGGUGACCGUUAUCCUCCCCAAGUGAAAGCCGCUAUACUUCACACAUUAGGCCUUUUACUUAAUAAAGUUCCUGCUCAUCUUAAACCAUUCAUUCCUCAAUUACAACGUACUUUUAUUAAAUCUCUUUCGGACCCUUCAAGUGCUCUUGUCCGUUCAAGAGCGGCAUUAGCGCUCGGUAUUCUAAUUUCACUGCAAACUAGGGUCGACCCCCUAAUUACUGAGUUGAUUACUGGGAUAAAAACUAGUGAACCUAAUGUUAAGGAGACAAUGUUAAGUGCUUUAGAAAGUGUAAUAAAUAAAGCUGGAGCCGGAAUGAAUGAUUCUUCAAAGAAAAAUGUAAUUGGAGUUAUAGUUGAUGGUUUGAGUGAUAAUUCGGAUAAAAUGGUAAUUGGUGCAUCUCGUUUAUUUGGAAGUUUAUGCAAGCAUAUUACCCCUCAAGAGGCUAUACCUAUCAUCUCAUCUCAUGUCUUAGGUUCUCCAUCACAAAGUUCUUUAAUGGCGAUUAAUGCAAUCCUUGCUGAAUCUUCAAGAAUGUUCUUUGACAUGGGAAAUACACGCGAAAUUGUGGAAAUUAUCUCGAAAGGUUCAGCUAGUAAUUUGCCUCAUAUUGCUGAUACAGCAAUAAUGGCGGCUGGUAAGAUGUUGCUUAUUGAUAUAUAUCACGAAGAAUCUACUUUUCUUAUCGAAGCAUUAGCAACCAAUGUUCGUGAACCUGCUACUCUGUUAGGGGAGACAAAACGUUUGUCGUUAUCUGUUUUCCGAACAGUUGGAAAAAAGUACCCGCAGAUUCUUGAGCCUCAUCUUUCAAUAAUCAUACCACCUAUGAUGGCAUGUGCUCGUGAUCGAGUUGUUCCAGUAAAACUGGCAGCAGAACUUGCAUUAGUAUAUGUAUUACAACUCUUAGAAAGCGAGGCUAUUCUGCAGCAAUAUUUAUCAACAGUUGAUGAAACAACGGCAAAAUCUAUUACGGACUUCCAUAAACGCGUUCUAACAAAAAUAGUGAUACAAGAACAACAAAAAAUUCCAGUCGGAAUAACAGGUGAUAUGGAUGAGGAAGAACAAGAAAUAUGGGCAGUCGGUAACAUUGGUACCUUUGCUUCAAAUGUAAUUCAAGAGUAG